Molecule: messenger RNA, 606 nt
Organism: Fusarium odoratissimum NRRL 54006
Lineage: Eukaryota; Fungi; Ascomycota; Sordariomycetes; Hypocreales; Nectriaceae
Exons: 2
Coding region: 1-606 (201 amino acids)
Biological process (GO): cellular response to oxidative stress
Source: RefSeq, a predicted model, not a curated record
AUGGCAGACAAAUAUCUAGCCGAGAUCAAAAGCCGUCGAACUUGUUACUCGAUUGAGGCCAAGUCCCCAAUCAGCGAUGCCCGUAUCAUCGAAAUAGCCCAGGAAGUGGUCAAGCACACGCCCAGCUCCUUCAAUUGCCAAUCUACUCGUCUGGUAGUUCUUCUCAAAGAGGAGCAUGUUAAGUUCUGGGAUAUGGCAACAGAGUGCUUUAAAGCAACUAUGAAAUCAGCCAUCUUCGCUGAAUAUGAGAAGAAAUUACUACAGCGCCGGGCGGGCUACGGAACGAUACUACUGUUUGAAGACUUGGACGUUGUUCGAGAGUAUCAAGCCAAGUUCCCUCGAUUCGCAACACAUCUUUUUCAAUUCUCUGAGCACAACAAUGCCAUGCAGACUCUUAACCUGUGGACUGCCCUGUCUCUCGAGGGGCUCGGGUGUAACUUGCAGCACAUCAAUCCCAUCAUAGAUCAAAGGCUCAUCGGAGAAUGGGAUAUCUCACCACAAUGGUCACUGAAAGGUCAAUUAGUCUUUGGCAAGCCGACCGGUGGAACUCUGCAUGAUAAAACGUUCCUCCCAAUAGAGGACCGGUUAUUUGUUCAUGGGGUUUAG